This is a messenger RNA of Centropristis striata (black sea bass), 2156 nucleotides long. RefSeq names its product zinc finger protein ZFP2-like. NCBI's taxonomy places the organism in Eukaryota, Metazoa, Chordata, Actinopteri, Perciformes, Serranidae. The transcript is spliced from 4 exons. The record is from RefSeq and is a predicted model, not a curated record. The coding region runs from base 1 to 1863 and encodes 620 amino acids.
AUGUAUAUACCAGCCCAACAGCUCCAACAGCAGCAUAUCUGUAAGGAGGAUGAGGUUCUUGCCGGUCAGGAGGGAGAGCAGCUUGUCCUGAAGCAGCAGACUGAUGCCAGUAUGUUGACUCCUACUCAUGAGGAAAGUGACCACGGUGAAGCUCAGACUGUGAACUUGAGUAUUGAUAAAACUCAGAAUGCAGUGGAGGAGAUGCCCGCUGAGAGCCAAGAUCAGAACGGAGGCCAGCAUGGGGACUCAGGAUCAGCUAGAAAUGCAGAGCCACAACUAAAGAGGAGACUUCGCACAAACAGAAAUCACAGUAACAAUGUAAACAACGCUGACAUGUCAGAGAUUCACCGCAGAACUCGGACAGAGCUCCAACAGCAGCAUAUCUGUAAGGAGGAUGAGGUUCUCGCCGGCCAGGAGGGAGAGCAGCUUGUCCUGAAGCAGCAGACUGAUGCCAGUAUAUUGACUCCUACUCAUGAGGAAAGUGACCACGGUGAAGCUCAGACUGUGAACUUGAGUAUUGAUAAAACUCAGAAUGCGGUGGAGGAGAUGCCCGCUGAGAGCCAAGAUCAGAACGGAGGCCAGCAUGGGGACUCAGGAUCAGCUAGAAAUGCAGAGCCACAACUAAAGAGGAGACUUCGCAAAAACAGAAGUCACAGUAACAAUGUAAACAACGCUGACAUGUCAGAGAUUCACCGCAGAACUCGGACAGAGCUCCAACAGCAGCAUAUCUGUAAGGAAGAUGAGGUUCUCGCCGGCCAGCUGCUCAGUAUUCAGGAGAGCAACUCCAGUCCGGAUCAAGAAGACCCAGAUCCUCCACAGAACAAAGGGGAACAGCAGGAACUCUGCACCGGUCAGGAGGGAGAGCAGCUUGUCCUGAAGCAGCAGACUGAUGCCAGUAUGUUGACUCCUACUCAUGAGGAAAGUGACCACGGUGAAGCUCAGACUGUGAACUUGAGUAUUGAUAACACUCAGACUGCGGUGGAGGAGAUGCCCGCUGAGAGCCAAGAUCAGAACGGAGGCCAGCAUGGGGACUCAAGAUUUAGAACGCCAACAACACUGACCCGUCAUAUAAGAACCCACACAGGCGAGAAGCCGUACACGUGUAAAACAUGUGGGAAACAUUUCAGCCGUGACAACGCAUUGACAAUCCACAUGAGGUCCCACACAGGUGAGCACCCGUACCUUUGCAAGACCUGUGGGAAAAGAUUUAUUGCACCAACAAAACUGACCCGUCAUAUAAGAACCCACACAGGUGAGAAGCCGUACACGUGUAAAACAUGUGGGAAACAAUUCAGGCGUGACGAUGCAUUGACAGUCCACAUGAGAUCCCACACAGGUGAGAAGCCCUACCUUUGCAACACCUGCGGGAAAAGAUUUUGUGCGCCAACAGCACUGAUCUGUCAUAUAAGAAUCCACACAGGUGAGAAGCCGUACCUUUGCAAGACCUGCGGGAAAAGAUUUAAUGUGGCAGCAGCACUGACCCGUCAUAUAAGAACCCACACAGGUGAGAAGCCAUACCCAUGUAAAAUAUGCGGGAAACACUUCAGCCGUGACGAUGCAUUGAGAGUCCACAUGAGGUCUCACACAGGUGAGAAGCCGUACACUUGUACAACAUGUGGUAAACAUUUCAGUCGUGACGAUACAUUGAGAAUCCACAUGAGGUCCCACACAGGUGAGAAGCCGUACCUUUGCAAGACCUGUGGGAAAAGAUUUAGUGAGCUAAUAACACUGACCCGUCAUAUAAGAACCCACACAGUUGAGAAGCCAUAUUCUUGCAAAACAUGUGGCAAAUGUUUCACAGUUAAUGCUCAGUUGAAAGUCCACAUGAGAAGAGCCCACACUGAUGAGAAGCAGAACAAGUGAGGAGCCACGUAAUUUAAGUUCUUGUAGAAAUGUUCUUUUUUCUCAAAUCACAUUCUUAAAAUAUUUGAAGAUCGAGCUGAAACUCCUGUGUUGCAAUUGCUACAUCUUUGUAAUUGAAUGUAAAAUAUUUUCUUCCAACACGAGAUGUCAGUAUCUUUGUGUAACGUUUUUUUAAUGACAUUGUUACUUCUAUGUAUGUUUUCAAACAGUAUUUCUGUAUUUUAGUUUCACAGUGAGUGCACAGAUGUGGCUGCUGCAGUCAUGCUGUGAUCUGGAUGGUUGUUAUUUUUGCC